AGUGAGGUACUUUCAACUGUCAGAAAAAUGAAUAAAAUAAAUAGAUAUUUAAAUGAUGCUAGUUAUAUAAAGGUGAAUACAGUUCAAUGCUCACCAGAAAAAUCCACUAAAGAUUAUCUAAAAAAUAGUCAAUAUCCUCAAUCACUGACUCCUGCUGAUGGAUUAUCCUAUCUUCCUUGUUUCGAAUGA
Molecule: messenger RNA, 189 nt
Organism: Entrophospora candida
Lineage: Eukaryota; Fungi; Glomeromycota; Glomeromycetes; Entrophosporales; Entrophosporaceae
Source: the annotation of a GenBank genome assembly